Messenger RNA from Baudoinia panamericana UAMH 10762, 312 nucleotides. RefSeq lists its product as uncharacterized. The record is from RefSeq and is a predicted model, not a curated record. Bases 1 to 312 code for a protein of 103 amino acids. Lineage: Eukaryota; Fungi; Ascomycota; Dothideomycetes; Mycosphaerellales; Teratosphaeriaceae. Gene Ontology annotation, cellular component: cytosolic small ribosomal subunit. Gene Ontology annotation, molecular function: structural constituent of ribosome. The transcript is spliced from 2 exons.
AUGGCGCCCGCAGCAACAGGAGGCAAGAAGCAAAAGAAGAAGUGGUCAAAGGGAAAGGUGAAGGACAAGGCACAGCAUGCCGUUGUCCUCGACAAGAACAUCACCGACAAGCUGGACAAGGACGUUCAAUCCUACCGCCUCAUCACCGUCGCCGUACUUGUGGACAGACUCAAGAUCAAUGGCUCCGUGGCGCGGAGAGCGCUCGCGGACUUAGAGGAGAAGGGUCAGAUCAGAAAGGUUGUCGCACACAGUGCUUGCAAUGUUUACAGUGAGUCUCGGUCGUUUAAGUGCUUUACUUUGAGCGGUCGCUGA